This is a messenger RNA of Nerophis lumbriciformis (worm pipefish), 2349 nucleotides long. It is a transcript of the gene bub1bb, whose product is annotated as BUB1 mitotic checkpoint serine/threonine kinase Bb. Gene Ontology annotation, cellular component: nucleus. The record is from RefSeq and is a predicted model, not a curated record. Gene Ontology annotation, biological process: meiotic sister chromatid cohesion, centromeric; mitotic spindle assembly checkpoint signaling. NCBI's taxonomy places the organism in Eukaryota, Metazoa, Chordata, Actinopteri, Syngnathiformes, Syngnathidae. Gene Ontology annotation, molecular function: protein kinase activity; protein binding.
CCGGAAACUGUUCCUGCGACGUCAUUUCCGGUUUUUAGUUCCUCCAAUCAUUUUGGUCUGAAUUCGUCGGCGGUCCUCAUUCAAAACAGUCACCCAGCCCACUACCGCACGAUUAUCUCCGACAAAGAAGCUUUCCACUUCACGCAGGCGCUGCUUUCCACAAUGGCAGACGGGGAGGAUGCGGAAUGGGAGCUCUGCAAAGAGAACAUUAAGCCCCUGAGACGAGGAAGGAACAUGUCAGCUUUGCUGGAGGCGCUCAGUCAAACUAAAGAUGGCCCAAGCACUUCCAUCCUCCAACAGAAACAGGCUUUUGAGAAGGAAUUGUGGCUGUACGAUGGAGAUGAUCCACUUGAUGUUUGGGAUCGGUACAUCAAAUGGUCUGAGCAAAUGUUUCCACAGGGAGGAAAGGACAGCAACCUGAGCAAACUGUUGGAACAAGCUGUCACCCGAUUCACAGAUGAAGAGAAGUAUCACAAUGAUCCUCGCUACGUUGACCUCUGGAUCAAAUACGCCCGGUGCUUUUUGGAACGCUUGGACUUUUACAGGUACAUGCAAGCUCAAGGUAUAGGGACUACCAGGGCCGCCUUCUACAUUGCCUGGUCAGAGGAGUAUGAAAACCGUGGCGACUUCCUCAAAGCUGACAUGAUCUACCAGGAAGGACUCAAGAUGUUUGCCCAGCCUAUCGACAAACUUCAGCAGUUUCACAAGAUGCUGCUGUCUCGUGUGUCCCGGCAGGUGAUACAAAAAUUCAGUGAGACUGACAGUGAUUCCGAGCUCGAACAACCUGGGAGAGUCUCUCUUGCCGAACUCAAAACCAGAGGAAAGAAGGCCGUCGUGCCUAAAAACAGAAUUGGACCCGCAAUAAAAAGUGUCUCAAAGGGACUGAGUUUACGUGUCCCAACCGUUGGCGAAAGCAGCAGCAAUAGUAAGCUGGUGGUCUAUGAUGAGAACAAGGCAGAUGCCGCUCCUUCGGAAACUAAAUUUGAGCCUUGGUUGGCUCCCCCUCCUGCUAAGGCAAAAGAAAAUGAGAAGGUUGUGGAAAAAUGGUGUGAUGUGAAGAUGCGCCAGAAGUCCAGAUUUGGAAACACAAUUAUGGCUCCUCCUCCUACUUUGAAACCCACUUUCCAACCAUAUGUUGAGGAGUCAGAUGAUCUUCCAAAAAUGACGCCGUGCAAGAUCUACCCGACGGUGAACAACGUUUUAUCAGCACGCAAGCCCUGCAGAGAAGACACUCCUCUGAAAAAACUGCUGGAGCACAAACAGAGACAGAAAGAAGCCGAAUCGGGCAAAGAGCUGGAAAAGAGCAUGUACUGCAAAGAGCUUCUCUUUAGCGGCACCACCGAAUUUUCCUUAGAGGAGUUACGUGCUGAGCUCUACUCCCAGACAAAGAAGAAUUCAGAGGCGGGCAGCUGCCCUGACAACCCGCCAAGUGACCCGGAGACAAACUGACAAGGCAAAAGUUUCAUUAGAUACACCUUCAAAUUCCGAUGUAUCAAAAGUCAACAUAGUAAUUGCUGCUCAUCCACUGAAGUUACAAAAUACCGAAAAGAAAGUAAUGACUAAUAUUUGUGAAAUAUUUCACAAACGACUCACUCGUACUUGAUACAAACCAAUACAAGCGCUGUAUCAGAAAUCACAAUCAAGCUUAGUUAAUUUUUAACAAUAUGUUUAUUAUUAAUGGCGCCACGGUACUGUGCUCUCUCUCGUAGUUGUUGUUGCGUUUUUCUUAGUUUCUUGCAUUGAACAAAGAGAGCAUGGUCUACCAAGUCAUUUUUUUUGUGUGUUAAACAUACUUGGCCAAUAAAUCAGAUUCUUACUACUGACUUUGUGGCUUGUAGAAGCGUGUUUCUAAAAUUGUGCCUGUCUCAAGUAAUUUAAUACAUUUACCAAGAUAUUAGAAGCCUCUCUUGGUAUGAUGUUGUUUGACAAUGACAAUAAUAAACAUUAUAGUUAAUCCUCUUUGACAGUGUCAUUAAAAAAAAGAAAAUAAUUUUAAUCGCGAAGGCAGCAUUUUUUUUUAAACAUAUGCUGGUGUACCUUAUGAUAUAUCCCAUUCACAUUGAAAAUCCACUUGGGUCCUUUUUAUGCAGUGCUUCUCAAAUAGUGGGGCGGGUGCUCCUGGAUACGGGGAUGGGGGUCAUGCUUUAUCAGUAUCAUACUUCAAACCCUACUUUUAAAAAAUGCACUACAAAACUCUUUGAAGCCAUUAAUCCUGACCUUGUCAUUUGAUAAAAAAAAAAAAAUCAGCACAAAUUGUUUUAUUCAUUUUUGUGUUGUAGUGUAGAAAAUAGAGAAGCACUGCAUUAAAGUAUAACGUCACUUAUACAUCACUUGUAUUCGUUAAGUUAA